This is a messenger RNA of Neoarthrinium moseri, 1389 nucleotides long. RefSeq lists its product as uncharacterized. NCBI's taxonomy places the organism in Eukaryota, Fungi, Ascomycota, Sordariomycetes, Amphisphaeriales, Apiosporaceae. Gene Ontology annotation, molecular function: DNA-binding transcription factor activity, RNA polymerase II-specific; zinc ion binding. The coding region runs from base 1 to 1389 and encodes 462 amino acids. The record is from RefSeq and is a predicted model, not a curated record. Gene Ontology annotation, biological process: regulation of transcription by RNA polymerase II. The transcript has a single exon.
AUGAGAGUAACGACUUCGGUUUCUCGAGGUCGCGGUCCUCGACUAUACCAUAAAAAGAGCCGUGCUGGAUGUGUUCGGUGUAAGCAGCGGCGGGUGAAAUGUAACGAAGCUCGGCCUAGUUGUGGUGGCUGCUCGCGACACGCGGUUGAUUGUGUCUAUCCCACUGAGGCUGCUGGUGGAACGACUCUUGCACACUCCUCCGCGGAGAGCAGAGCUACGUCGGAUACCGAGACUACGGAGUAUCUUCCGGUGGACUUGGACAGCAAUCACCGGGCUAAUCCGCUGCCCAGCAAGCUCGACUCACCUUCAGCUGGAAAGAGCGUGUAUCAGGUGUCAAAUCAAGAACUACCGAAAAUUUUGACCCCGGAUUGUCUUGGUGACUCAGAGUUAGACCUACCAGAAUCUCGGGAAAGACGUUUGUGGGAGUUGCGCUUGCUUCAUAACAGUCUCACGGAAGCGAAACCUUUCUCUACUCCACAGCCGCCUCAGGUCAUGAACUUAUGGGCUGUUGAGGUCCCCAACAUGGCUUUAAAAGAAGGGAAGGAUGCCAUCCUCUAUGGUAUUAUGGCACACUCCGCGCUCAACAUGUGGACAAGGAGUACAGAUCACCAGGAGCGCGAGACACUUAUCAGACUCCAGCACACUUAUCUGAGUAUGAUGCUUCGCCAACAACGCUGUGAUGUUGCGGAAUUGAAUCCUGCGAACGCAGACUCUGUGUGUCUUUCCAGCUUGAAGAUCCUCACACAUGCCCUGGCGCUCAUACAAACAUUACCAUUGGAGCCCUGGGAACCGCCAGUGGACUGGCUGCAAAUGGGCAACGGUGCUGGCGCUGUGUUUAGGAAUGCCUGGUCCAUGGUGAAUAAAGAAGGCACGACCAAACUCAUCACCUUCAUUCGGAGUCCUCCGGUGUUGGACGACCCAAAUGAAACCAUUCUGAGUGACCACAGUGAUCUACUUUGGAUUCUGGAGACGCCACCCGGACCACAGGCCAAUCAAGAUACUGAGCUGGACAACCUUGCGACAAAGGCUGUAUACGAAAAAGCGCUUGCCUACACGUGCAGUGUUCAGAGGGCUCUGGAACGCCGCGAGCCUGAGUUUGCCAUAUGUCGACGACUGGGCGGCUUUGCCGUAUGGAUUCCCUGUGAGUUCACACAAUUCCUCGUUCAGCGAAGACCACGAGCUAUGGUGAUCCUUGCCCAUUUCAUGUCCUUGUUCUUGGAGAUGGAGCACAUCUGGAUGAUCGGAAAAGCUGGAGAGCGGCAGAUUAGGGGGAUACACAAAAAUCUGCCAAUGGAAUGGUGUUACAAACUGGACGGCUUGUUCCAGAAGUUUAAGAAGCCUGAGCAGAGCCCUAGACCGUUCGGCGGUGGACACGGAGUCUUGAUGUGA